Molecule: messenger RNA, 1357 nt
Organism: Dendrobium catenatum
Lineage: Eukaryota; Viridiplantae; Streptophyta; Magnoliopsida; Asparagales; Orchidaceae
Product: ras-related protein Rab7
Exons: 7
Coding region: 414-1073 (219 amino acids)
Cellular component (GO): vacuolar membrane
Molecular function (GO): GTPase activity; GTP binding
Source: RefSeq, a predicted model, not a curated record
AUGCUCUAGGAUUUUAAAUUUUUUAUCCUAUUAUGAUCUGGUUCGAGUAUCUGAUGUUCUGGUUCCUUCUAGGGUUUUUCUUACCCUGCAAAUCGUGCGAAAUUGCUGAAUUACUUUUUGUUUUGUUGUAUUAAUAAUAUUUUUGAAGUUAGAAAAAAUUAACGCUUUGAUUAAUUUAAUUAUUUAGAGGUGCUGUAAUGGCAAGCUUCAAAAACUUUCCUCGUACUUGUAAUUACAGACGACUUUGUUGGGAAUUAUGUAUCCCGGAGUUUAUUUGAAUUAAGAAAUUUGGCAUCGGGUCAGCUUCUUCGAUGGCUUUAUUGCUUUCAUCAAAGAGUGCUUGUUAGCUUUCAUGUGCUGUUGCAUAGCGAGCAUCCAAAUUACGGUGCUCGUCUAAGGGAACCGCUGAAGGCAUGCUUUGCUUUUUAUAUGUACACAAGAAAUUCACUCAACAGUACAAAGCUACGAUAGGUGCUGAUUUUGUCACCAAAGAGAUUCAGAUUGAUGAAAGACUUGUAACUUUACAAAUAUGGGACACAGCGGGUCAAGAAAGAUUUCAGAGUCUUGGUGUUGCAUUCUACAGAGGAGCUGAUUGCUGCAUCCUAGUUUAUGACGUUAAUGUUCUUAGGUCAUUUGAUACUCUUGAUAAUUGGCACGAUGAGUUUCUUAAGCAGGCUAGUCCUUCUGAUCCUGGUACAUUUCCAUUUAUUCUUGUCGGAAACAAGGUUGAUGUUGAUGGAGGGAACAGCAGGGUGGUUUCUGAGAAGAAAGCAAAAGAAUGGUGUGCUUCCCGUGGGAAUAUACCUUACUUUGAAACUUCUGCGAAGGAAGAUUUCAAUGUUGAUUCAGCUUUUCUUCAAAUUGCAAAAAUGGCACUGGAGAAAAACCGUGAUCAUGAUAUGUAUAUUUGGACAAGGAAAUGGUUGUACCAUGUAAUAGAGGGAACUUUUGCUGUAAUUUUUCAUAUGAACGAUGGAUCCAUCAUGAGAAAGAUAUUUCCAGAACAUCCCAGAACCUAUUUUAGAACCAGAGCCUGGAAGAGGAUGCUCCUGUUAGCUUGGAGAAAUAAUUAGGUGCCGACUACGUACAUUAUCUUUUAUGUAUGUGCGGAGUAUUGGAGUACUCACUACUUAAAAAAAAAAAAAUAGAGCAUAUAGUGAGUAAGUAAUUGUGUACUCUCAUUAUUUCCAUAUAACUAUGCAUGAAAUCCACUACUAAUGAUUUCUCGUUUGCUUUGAGCUACUUUUGCCAUCGUCUGGUUGACAUUUGAUCGAUUAUGUUAUUUUUUGCUCCAAUUAUGAAACUGUAAUUUUGAUCAUUCUUUAUACGUUAUAUAAGAAAAGUACUACUUUUACCA